CUCAGUCGUCAACGAGCACUCGGCGUGGCAAUACGUAUACGUGUAUUAUGUUCUUAUCACGCAGCAGCUCUGUGAAUACGAUGGGGUCACCAUUGCCAGAGCCGGACUUAAACAGAGAUCUUAUUGUAGAGGAGAGAAGAAUCAUCGCGCGGCUCUAUAUCUUUCUGGGAAAGGAGUACAGAUAUGUUCAAUCAUUGAACCCUAACGGUGAUUUGACGCCCCUGUCCAAUAUACUCAGGCGAACCGCCGAGGCGACGGGGGUUACGGAAAAAAAGGUUUUGCAAUGCGUACAGGAGUUUGCUGAGGAGUUCACCGACCAAAUUGUGUAUGAGCCUCCCAAAAUGAGAUUCAAACAUAAUGUGCUCCGGUGAAGCGGACGCUGGAUUUUGAUAUAAGUAUUUCUAAAUAUAAACUCAGAUUAAACCAUAUACCUAAUA
This is a messenger RNA of Maniola jurtina (meadow brown), 437 nucleotides long. RefSeq lists its product as uncharacterized. The record is from RefSeq and is a predicted model, not a curated record. NCBI's taxonomy places the organism in Eukaryota, Metazoa, Arthropoda, Insecta, Lepidoptera, Nymphalidae. The transcript is spliced from 2 exons. Bases 48 to 371 code for a protein of 107 amino acids.